GUAUCCUUCAAGGCCACAGCCCACAAGAACCGUCGAGUUUAACGUUUUUACUUCCUACGAAGUACAAACAAACUUCCUUAGCUUUUAUCGUGUCCGAACUUUGUCUCGAAUGGCUUCCUUUUCAUUCUCUUUACUCCCUAAAACCCUACACCCUCCUUCAUCACAAAUUCACAAUCCCUUAAACCCUCCAUUUUUCACCAACCCACAUCUCUCCUUUCUCGCCAACCGACAACCCCACAAUCAUGGAAGUAGAAUCACAGCAACCCAUUAAAAAACCUUGCGAUUAAAGCUGCCAUUGAUGGAGAUUACUCAGCUAAGAGGAGUAGCAACAAUAAUGGUGAACAAAGGGAGACGAUAAUGUUACCUGGUUGUGAUUACAAUCAUUGGCUGAUUGUUAUGCAGUUCCCUAAAGACCCUGCUCCUACUAGAGAACAAAUGAUUGAUACUUAUCUUGAAACUCUUGCUACUGUUUUAGGAAGCAUGGAAGAAGCAAAAAAGAACUUGUACCACAACCUACACUGGCUUCCAAUGUACUGUAGAUGAAGAAACAUCUGAAAAAUUCAAGGGAUUGCCUGGAGUUUUGUGGGUGUUGCCUGAUUUCGACAUAGAUGUUAAAAACAAGGAUUAUGGAGGGGAUAAGUAUAUCAAUGGUGAGAUUAUUCCUUGCAAGUAUCCCAGUUACCAAACUAAGCAAUGCAAUACGUCUAAAUAUGAAAGCAAAAGGUACAAGAGAAAGCGAGAUGGUCCUCCUGGAACUACCAGAAAACCAAGACAAGAGACCGCCCCCUCUGAAUCAUCCUCUUCAUGAGGUUGUAAAACUGUAUUCGGAAACUUCAUAUCUUUUGGAGAUAUUAGUUGCAUUUUGCUAAAUACGGACGAACAGUCAUGUAUUCAUGGGCAAGUGAAAUUUUGCACAAUUGAUAUGGUGGAAGGAUGAAGAUCCCAAUUACUAGCAAAAUGGUCCGAUCCUCAGUACUUAGAAUCAGAGCUAUUUGUCACGCAUGGCUCGUAGCCCCCACACGAGACAGAGGCACGAAACUUGGUAUCCGGGUGUCUUACAUCAAAAGAAGGUUAUAGAGACUUCCGGAAUCAUCAAGAACCUUGUGGAGCAUAUGGGUUUAGAACAACCCACACUAGAAGGUUCCGGAGAACUCUUGAAGGAGCCUUGUAAAUAUCUAGUGUCUAGAAUUCUCUAGGCAACUCUUGUACAUACUUUAGAGUAUCUUAACACUUGUAAUUAUGUAGAAUUCUCUAGAAAAAUGUAAUUUAGAUCCCUCCAUUUGAGGAGGUUAGAAUGUUCUAGAAGUAGGACAAGUAGUAAGGGGUGUUGCCUAUAAAUACCCCAAGGCAUUCAUUUGUACACAACAACUUGAGAGUUCACUUGUAAAGCUUUCCUUGUGCAAUACAUAAACCUAACUUACAUUUCCCAACUCUUGUGUUCCUACUUACUUCACAUCUUCUCAAAGUCUUAGCCAAAUCCACACAAACACACCAACUACAUCAUUUAGCAAUACACCUUUGGGGUUUGCCUGACUUGUCUUACGACGGGAGUGUAAGCAAGUGGCACACGUAAGACUAGGGAAAGAGUCGACACGUGACAAGUGGUAUCAGAGCCAGGUUGGCCGUAUUGCUGUCAGGUUGUGUAGUUGUUCUAACGUUUGCGUGAUAAUGGCAUCAAAGGACAAGGAGAGUGCUGUUCUCCUAGGAGAGGAGUCACAAAUCACUAGGAAGACCUCAAAGAAGGAUCUUGAGGCAAGAGUGGCUAAGUUGGAGAUAAGCCUCGGGGAUGCCCUCGACGACAUCACUAAGCUUGAAGAACGGGUCGGGGCUUUGGAGGACAAGGAAGAUGAGGUAGCCCAAAGCCUUGUGAAUCAGGUGCUACGCUCGGAGAUGGGAGCCAUUCGUGACUCCCUUGGUGGGGAGCUCCAAGCUGUGAAGGAGCUCGUUGAGUCCCUCAAGGGGGACAUCACCUUGUGCAAGGCGGCGGUGGCCGGGGGUGCCAUUGUUCGUGAAGGCCCUAAGAUGAAGAUUCCCGAGCCGCCUAAGUACCAUGGGAAGCGCGAUGCUAGGGAGCUCGACAACUUCCUAUGGAGCAUUGAAAGGUACUUCGAUGCAAUGCGGGUGGACGAUGAUUCAUCCAAGAUAAACACCACCACAAUGUAUUUAGGGGACGAUGCCAUCCUAUGGUGGAGAAGACGCGAGUCAGAUAUUAAAAAGAGGACUUUUACCAUCAACACAUGGGAAGAGUUCAAGGCCGACUUCAAGAGGCAAUUCUAUCCAGAAAAUGUGGAGGAGGUGGCCAUGAAGAAGCUUCGGGGGUUGAAGCAUACAAGUACUAUUAAAGAGUACGUAAAGCAAUUUUCAUCCCUUAUGUUGGAGGUGACGGAGUUACCCGAGAAGGAACAACUUCUCUACUUUAUGGAUGGUCUACAACGAUGGGCCGAGCAAGAGUUAAAGAGGCGUAAUGUACAAACGCUCGCUGAAGCCAUCGCAGCAGCCGAGUCCUUAAUUGAGUACAAGCAAGACUCAAAGAAGGAUAAGAGCAACAAGAAGGGCGGUGACAAGGGGAAAGGUGGGGGAGCCAAACUCACUAAAGACCGCGGGAAUGGGGGAGGCAAGCCAUUUGAGAAGAAGGACAAAGGGAAAUCCGACUCCGAUGGCAAAUUUAAAAACCGCGAUUGUUUCUUGUAUGGAGGCCCACACUUUGCAAGGGAAUGCCCACAGCGGCAAAAACUCAAUGCCAUGGUAGCAGCACAUGAGCAAGACUCCGGGAAGGAGGUGUAA
Molecule: messenger RNA, 2784 nt
Organism: Amaranthus tricolor (Joseph's coat)
Lineage: Eukaryota; Viridiplantae; Streptophyta; Magnoliopsida; Caryophyllales; Amaranthaceae
Exons: 5
Coding region: 1669-2784 (371 amino acids)
Source: RefSeq, a predicted model, not a curated record